UUUACCACGUUUCAAGCGACUCGGAUUCUUUUAGUGACGAAAGGCUUCACCUUCAAAAAAGUUUAAAGCAUGAUAGGUUUCGACAUUCUAAAAAACUUGGAUCAACUUGCAGAUCGCUUCAUUUUGUGUUGGGGGAGGUUAUGGGUGCAACUCAAAGUAAAGCAAAAAAGGAAAUUGUAGAAAAGCAGGUUGUAAAGGUACAAAAAGAUAUUUUGGAUUCCCAUGUUGUACAGUAUCUACAAGAAAACUAUGGAAAAGAUGAAAGUUAUGAAUUGUUAGGUUACGUUUCUUCCUCGCAUGAAGAUGAGUCGUUAAGUGACUCUAACAAGCCUUCUUUGCCAACUCACAACACGAAUAUAAUUUCAACCGAUUAUUCGCUUUCUUCUUCUUCACAGGAUAAGCUUGAGUUGGAGUCGGAUAUCUUUGAAUUUGAACAAAGCGCAAAAAAACAAAAGGAAGCAAAUGAUCGUGAGCAGGAUUCGUUGAAAAUGCAUGUAAAGCAUCAGGGACCUCAAAUCGGUCAAGAGAGGAUGCAGAAACUGUAUGGGAAAGGUUUUCAACUUUUAAAGCAAAUGGGGUACACCGGUGGCGGGCUGGGUAAGAAAGGGACUGGAAUUGUAGCACCCAUUCAAAGCCAAAUACGCCAUAAAAAAGAAGGAUUAAAAGAACAAGGAUGGCGCGAGUCAAGUAACAAAAAUUUCGCACACGACGAUGAUCCUGCAUUAAGUGCAUUAGAUGAUCUUUUAAAUAAGCAACGUUCCAGCUCAACUACUUAUGAUGAGUGGCAUGUUAAUAAAGAAAAACGAUCGGAGACACAUUCCCACAAAAAAACAAUGAAAAAGCAUAAGGUCCAAUUCACUACAUCGGAUGAAUUGAUUCAAAGCGCCUCUGAAACGUAUAAAAAUAUUUUAAAAAAAAAUGCCUCAGCAUCGGCGGAUACGAAUCCGAAGGAUGGAAUGACAGAAACUUCUUGUUCUGAACGGUUAUCUAAGCGGUUUGAAAAAGUAAAAAAAUAUAGUCAUUUUUUAAAAGAUCUUCACGCAGAAGAAUGUUUGUUACAAGAUCCUUCACAAUUUCGAGUUGUUGAUAUGACAGGACCUACAACACGGGUCAUUAAUAAUUUAUCGGAAUUUCAACUGCAAGCCGUUUUUUGUAUUCUCAUUUAUACAAAGUUGAAUGUCGUUUAUUGGAUCGUACAAAAAAAAAAGUUUUCGAAGAAGAAAAGCUACAAAAAGCCAUGGAAGUCUUGA
Molecule: messenger RNA, 1250 nt
Organism: Hylaeus volcanicus
Lineage: Eukaryota; Metazoa; Arthropoda; Insecta; Hymenoptera; Colletidae
Product: septin and tuftelin-interacting protein 1 homolog
Exons: 3
Coding region: 141-1250 (369 amino acids)
Biological process (GO): spliceosomal complex disassembly
Cellular component (GO): U2-type post-mRNA release spliceosomal complex
Molecular function (GO): nucleic acid binding
Source: RefSeq, a predicted model, not a curated record